UUUCGGCUGCAGUUGUCGAAAGAUGUUUGACGUUAGCAGAGUGGAAAGAAGCGUUCGUGCGCGUUGUGUAAAUUUUUAGUUUUCGCUUGAUAGCCACGACAUACAGACUGAAAAGACUCUAACUCCAAGGAGUAAUUUCAUUAAGAACUGGAAACUGUGAAGAACGCAUGGGGAGAAGCAAAUUAUUCGAGCUGUUGGUGGUGGCGGCGGUGACAGCAGCGGCCGCAGCGACUGGUGCUGGUUCCGGCUCCGGCUCCGGGUCGGGGCUGUCGUGCUCGCUGGACCGGCAGUUCUGGGACGAGCGGCGCGGCCGCUGCCUGCCCUGCACGCAGUGCCCCGACGGGCAGGUAGUUCUGGCGCCCUGCGCCGUCAACCGCGACACCGACUGCGGACCCAUCUCCAAGCUCAUGAUCGACUGGUCGUGGCUGCCCAGGCGCUCCAAUAGGACCUCCGCGCCUCCCUCGCACCGCCACCAUCAUCACCACCACCAUCACCACCGCAAGAGCCACCGCCACGGUGACGGGUGGUCCUCCUCCUCCGAGAUCGACUCGUCGGCGUUCUCGUCGCACUCGGAAGAGCACUCGGAAGACACUCCGCGGCCGGCGCGCAGGCGGCAGGGCCACCACCACCACCACUCCCGCUGGUCCUCCUCCUCCUCGUCGUCGUCCUCUUCCUCGUCCUUCGCGGAGGAAUCGUCCUACAGCUCGUCUGCGGAGGACGGGUUCGCUACUUUCAACAGGACGUCGUCGCUGUCAUCGCAGCGGAGGAACAAGACGUCGCAGCACAGGAAGCACGGCGGCGGUGGGCGGAAGCACGGCCACCACAGCCACACCCACAGCCGGCACCGCGAGGAGCACCGCCAGCGCAACUUCACCGGCCACCAGAUGCCGGACGCGAGGAAGCCGAUGCUGCCCGAGUCGGCGGCGCAGCUCAAGGAGGACUCGGCGCCGCCGCCGGCCCAGACCACGGCCCGGCCGCACCACGCGCAGCCUCAAGCCCAGCAGCACCAGCACCAGCAGCCGUUCUCGACGGCCGAGACGCUGGUGUGGGACUGGCAGGUGGUGGUGCUCGCGCUCGCCGUCUGCGCCUGCUUGCUCUUUUUCCUCGUCACGGGCAUCUACUCCAUACACCACGCGCGCCAGUGGCGCAGGCUCAAGGACAACUUCGAGGCUGACAUGGAGGAGCUGUCGGCGCAGCUGAGCCUCAUGUCGCCCGCAGUGGCCGCCGCCGCUGCCGCCGCCGCCUCCGAGCCUGCGGGCGGCUCGGCCGCUCCGGAAUGCUCGUAUCUCGAGCAGCUGCUUGUUCAUAAACAGCAAAGUGAGCCUUUGGAUGUCCAUGGGAAUGUGUACAUUGAUGGCAACAGUCAUCGUGUGUGAUGGGUUCUCCUGCACUCUUCUGCCUGAAGAACGUUUCAUUGGAGAGGCUAAGCACUGCCUACACAAAGGAAACACUUAUCUGCUUGCUAAGAAGGCCUUAAAGAGCCUUUACCAGAUGGCACAGCAAACGGUGAUGUGGGUGACAGUAAAAUGUUUUGCUGUCAGAGUAGCUGAAACCAGAUUAUAUGGAGUUUAUGCUGCUCCAGAUGUAUUCAGUCUUGUUAUUUCAGUGCUGCCAUAUGUAACUCUAUUAAUGCAUAUUGGCUAACAAGUGACAUACAUAUUCUGUAGGUGAAGUCAUUAUUUAUAUGUACAUAGUAUACAGAGAUGUAUGUAUAAUUGAACAGGAACCUGUAAAAUAAUUGUACAAAGGAUGAGUACUUUACAUUUCAAACUAUGUGUCUAUUACAGUUAUGUUUAAAAUGUGUUCCUCAUCAAUUUUAUGAAAAUAAUUCUUACUGUUAAGGGUUCCCUGGAGUUAGUUUAUUAGUAAUGUAAGUGGAGUUUAGGGUUUCUGUAAAAGUGCAAAUACAGUAGUUUCAGUAAACUGUGACUGUUGUUACACCGAUUUCUGUUAAUAAUGUAGAGAGUUGUAUGGACUGUACUAGUGAAUGAAAGUUCUUGUUUGAAUACGGUAUGAUAAGUCCAAUAUAAACAGAGAAUAUGCAGUGUAGCACAAGUGUAAAUAAAUGAAAUGUGAUUUCCACACUGUUUAUUAUUGAUUUUUGUACUGUGAGUUACUUGCACAAAUACAAACGAAUUAAAGAUUUUUGUGAUAAACAUAUUGUUUCCAGUAGUUUUGUAACCAUGAAAUAAUUGAUUAAUGAAUAUCUUGUGUGUUAAGCUGCUUUUUGUAACAUGCAUCUGGGUAAAUUGUGUCUGAGCUCAGCCUACAAAAGUGUGAAUCACAGUCACUUUUAAAUAACUGUGAAAUAUGAUAAUAAUGUCAAUGAAAUUUGUCUAUCAUGAAAUAUUUCAUAAAACAGCCAGUUAGUUGUAGUUUUAACAAAAAUGCAGAUUAACUUUCACUGGACAGUGUCAAUAUAAUCACUUUUUGUAGAUCAAUCAUCCAAAUAAACAGUGUUAAUAUUAAGUGAAUUGCAAAUUAUUUCUUACAUACUGAAUGAGAACUGUCUACUCACUGAUUAUACAAAACAUUGUGGGCACUAUUAUGUUUCAUAGCCCGAAAUCACUUUGUGUAACCAUAAAUUAAAAUCCAUUCCUUAAUCUCACAAUCUAACUUUCUUGAGAGGUUAUUCCACUGGCAAUGUUUGUCUCCCAGUUUAAGUCAUGUACAAAAAUAAUCACUGUUAUUGUCUAGCAUUGCCCAGUGAAACAAACAUUUCUUUAAUAUGUGUCACAAUAAUUCAGCUCAACUCAUUAAUUGUUGUGAUCACUCAUCACAAUCAAAAUUAUGACAGAAAGCAUUUUGAUUGGUUGGUCUUUGUAACUCACUUAUACAAGCUUGAUUUUGAUUCACUAUUUGAUUCAAAACUGGGAUGCCUUCACCCUUCUAUUAGACUGGCAUUAACAUUUCACUGUUUACCAUCAUUCUUAUUUAGUCAUAAUGUUACACUUUAUGAAGAUAAAAUCAUAGCUUCAUAAUUAAUUACGUGUAUUUGUUGUAAAACAGUGGCACCCUAGUGAUCAAUGGACAGCUUUCUUGUAUAGCCUUUAUGUAGCUAGAUACAAUGCUUAGUAUCAAAUAUAUCUAACAAGAACCGAUAGAAAAUUAUUUAUAUUUCUGGAUAUUUGUCAUUUUAACACAAAUUUAGCAUUGUAGUAAGUGGAGACACAUUUUAAAUAAGACCAGUUAUAAAAUUUGAAAACUGGAUUACCUAAUUGUAGCCAGUUAUACAGGUACCAGUACAGAUUAUAUUGUAUAAAGUAGUAAAGAUGACAUAAGUGUUGAUCACUUCUAGUCAUUAUUAUCAGUAAUUUUUCUGUACUGCAAAACAGAUCAAGGUCAUAUUACGAGUAUCCUAUAAUAGUACAUUCUUGUAACACAAGUAAGUGGUGUUAUUCACAGUAAAUAGAUCUUAACAUUGCCAUAUAGGUAUAAUAUGUAAAGCAACAAUGAAUUUUUCUUACAAAAUUGUGUUGUAUAUUUUGUGUGGAGUAAUGUUUAUAUAUGACAGUUAACUUUAUUAUUUUUAUGAAUGUUAAUAUAUGAUUCAGCAAUAUCUUAAUGUGUUUUAUCAAUGAAGAAAAUGAUCAGUAUUGCAUUGGCUUAUCAACUCAUACAGUUAUGAUGAACAAUAUUACUUGUGAAUGUUGAUGUAAACAUACCUGAUACAGUAUAGUGAAUUAUGCUGUUUCAUUUACAUUUCACUGAUUUUUACAGAUGUAGGACGUUGUAAAUAAUUAUUUUUAUUUUGUAAUCACUUGUAAAUAUCAUGUCAUUGUAUAUCUGCAGCAUUUUUAACAUUAAAUCUAAUCAGUAAGCUGCAAGGACAUUACACCAAUAUGUUAAUUCUGUUCUUUUUUCUUUGUUGUGAAAAUAAUACUCAAUAUAUGAAGAUUCAUAUUGAUGCAAACAAAAAUUUGGUUUGUCUUCAGGUUCUUGUGCAAUGUGUUGUAGUGGGUCAGGGUCGUUAGCUGUUCAACUAGUAAUACUUGAACAUUGUUGUUCAUGAAUUAAAUAACUGAAUGUAUCUAGACAUUGGUUCCCAAUGUAAAAAUUUAUCAUUCUGAAGAGUUCAGAUGUGAUAAUAAACAAAAAUAGUAUAGUAGCGUGAUGUUAAUUAUAUAGUUUCAUUCUGUGGUUCACCUUGUCUCAUACCAAGUGAAAUGGUGAAGAAAUCCCUUUUUUACUUAAUCAGUUUAACAUUGUGUAGCCAGCUGCACAUCAGACUGGUCACUAAAAGCUCGCCAAACUGGUUAGGUAACUACUAUACUGAAAAUUAUUCUCACAAUUUAAUACAGAUUUUCACCUAUACACUAUCUCCUUAUAAUUAGCACAUGUUUGCACUUUACUUCAUCUACUGCACAGCAGCCAAUUUCACAAUGGAAACUACAAAUACCACCAAACAUUUUCAGAUGUAGCGUUAUUUUAGACAGGAAGCAUUUGUGAAGUUUUAUCUAAGUUACACUGUGCACAUACCCUUAAUCAACACCACAUACUGUAAGUUCGGAGUUUGAUUUAUGACUGAAUUAAUUAUGUCUCCUUCCCAGUGAUUUGUUUUUUGACCUUCUGCAUAGUAUAUUUACUGUUUUUACUCGAUAGACAUACUGAUAUGAUAUAAUAUAAGGAAAACCUAGAACCUCUGAAAUGUUUUUCCAAGUCUUCCAAUAGUUGUUUAAAUCAUACAUAAGUCCACUUUAAGGAAACAGAAAUGACAUUUCCAACAUCAGUUGGUGUUGAUAAAGAAUAAAUUUCGGAAUUCCUCUGGAACAAUAUAUUUGAUAUUAUUACUUUUUUGUAUCUUAAGUUGUAAUCCAUGUUAUUGUAGACUAACUUUAAAUCUCGUGGUCAGUAUUCACACUGAUACUUCACAUGACUGAAAAAUUGAUACAUAGUUUUUCAUGAUAUUAAAAAUAAGUCUUAGGUGUUACUCGCUUAUACGUAUGUGUAAUUGUGGUGUUGUCUGUCUUCUCAUAUGAUGAGCAGCUAAAUGUACCUAAGAAUUUUAGGGAACUCAGUUCAUUUCAACUUCUAGAUCAGGUACUUCUGUUAAUGCUAAUAGUGGCUAGUUGUUUAAAAAAAUUAGUAUGUUUCAGAUUUUCUUGUUGUUCCUCUGUGGACUGAAUAUCUGGAAAGAUGUGGUUAAACUAAAAAGGCAAAUAUUUAUAUUUUUAUAUUUAAUUGUUUAAUUACUCAUCCAGUACUGCUUUCCUCUGCUAUCUGCAUCACACCGCACAUGCUCCCACCCACCAGUCAUAAUUAAAAUUUCGUCAGCAUUGUAAUUAUGAAUUAUUUGACAUAACCAUUACAUAAAAUGUGAGAGUGAAACAUUUUGCCUAGAAAACAAAAUUGUGGUUACUUACAUAUAAAGAUACAACUGAAACUUUUUGAUUAGUCUGUAUCAUUUCCUCCCAGGUGUCAUUGCUCCUCAUUCUGUUUCCUUAUUCAAGAAUAAUGCAAUAUGUAUUGAUAUUUUGUCUGGUGAACAAAAUUAUGGUUAAAUAAUUCAAAUAGCUGUUAUAUAAAAGGGGUAAAUCUUUUUGUCUAGCUAGUCCUAUUUGUUCCUGACUGUCAUUGGUCCUUAUUCUGUCUCAUCAUGCAAGCAUCACCCUUAUUUUCUUUUGCUGAAUGUCCAUAUGUAUUUGUCACAUGGUGACAAAAAAUGGAGUUGACUUAUAUUUAACACCUGGCCUUAACAUAGUAACUGUUUACCCAAUAUAUUAAUAAUGAAAAGGAUGUACUAUUGCCACCUUCAUCAAAACUUAUAUGGAUACUCACACCCUUAUGUAUAGCUUUACUGGAGGUGAACAUAAUCACUACAUUUACAUGCAACACAUCUUCCGAAAGACGAAAACCAUAUUUCGGAAACUGUUAUCCACUGUUGUAUUUACAUGUUAAGGUGUGAAGCAGAUUUGCUAGCCCAGUUAAAUAUGGCCCCUAAAAACAGCUUCUGAUUUAGUCAGCACAGUCGCUAUUUCAGUUCAAUUAGAUGAGGUGUAAACAGCUUCAGUCUAAUAUUUCAACUUAUACUUCAUUGUAUAAAAAGCCACUCCAUCCAUAUUAGCCAAACAUUUUUAAAAACAAUACGAAACCUGACAGACAAACCAUGUUUCAAAACUGGUUGCGUUUACAUGGGAGUGAAAAUCGAUUGCAGAACUGGAAAACUGCCAACUAGGAGCGGAUUUCCAGAAAAGAUUUUGAAAUGUUUAUGUGAGCAUCCCAAGGUGGUAUUGGGAAAUUGAUUUAUGAAAUCCGGUUUUGGGAGCCACAUGCAAACGGCAUGAAUGUCAAAGACUUGGAAAAAGAUCCUGAAAUCAACUAGGUUUACACUUAUAGCUUUACUGAGAGUGAACAAGACUUGAAACAUCUUAAGAUCAACUGCAUUUGGACUUUCUCUUUUCUGUGAUAAAACUGACCUGAUGAACAAGGCCCUAACUUGUUGUAUGUAUAUGUAUGAGAGUCAUUCAGUAAUUAAUGAAAGUAAUUGGUCUGGAGAAAAAUGCGUUUAUUUUUACAAAACAUUACUUUUUCUACUUUUAAACAUAAUCCCCUUGAACAUUUACAUACUUGUUCAAAUGGGCUAAAAGCUAUUUAUCUUGAUGUUUGAACCAAUUUUCCACAAACUUUUUCACAUUCUCUUGCCUUGGAACAUCUUCCCAAGUAAUGUCUCUUUCAGUCCACCAAACAAAUGGAAAUCACUAGGUGCUAAAUCAGAACUGUAAGGGGGAUCACAGGUUACUUGAGCAAUAUGAGGACGUGUGUUAUUUUGCUGGAGAAUCACACCUCUCCACUGUUGCUGGCUGUUCAUUGUACGCUGCUCUUCGAGAUAAUCACAAAAAAACUGGAUCUUCAGCAUCCCAAAACAUCAUCAACAUGACUUUUCCUGCUGAUGCUUGGGUUUUGAAUUUCUUUAUUGACAGGUGAGUUGGUGUGCUUCCACUUCAUGCAUUGUCUUUUUGAUUCAGGCUCAUAAUAGUGAACCCAAGUUUCUUCACAGGCUAAAAUUUUGUUGAGGAAGUGCUCACCUUCUGUCCUAUAAUGUUCCUUUAGCUCUGUGCAAACUCUCAACUUCGUUUCCUUGUGUAGCUGAGUCAACUCCUUUGGGACCCAUCUUGCACGUGUUUUGUGGUACUUUAGCUUGUUACAGAUAAAGUUAUGAACAUCUGUACCAAUACUAACUUGAACCUUAUCAACUAUCAUUUCUACAGUCGCAUGGUGUUUGGCAUGAAUAAUGUCAUCAAUUCGACUUUCAAAUGAGGGAGUUGAAACUACAACUGGUCGGCGAGAACGGUAUUCAUCAGUAACUGAGUUGCGCCAUUUUUUAACUGCUCUACCCAUGUGUAAAAAUUUGCACGAUUUGUACAACCUUCACCAUAAACUUUAGACAUUCUACAGUAUAUAUUCACUGGUUUCGCGCCUUUAGCAAGUAAAAAACGAAUAACAACAUUGUUCAACUAAUGUGGAAAUGGCCUUGCUGUCUUGAAAUGUAUUUUUGAGAUUAUAAACAAAACAAUGUUGAUACAUCACCUGAUCAAGGGCUCAUCCCAGUGAUGCCAACGUAAAGCCAUAAAAAUACCAAACUUGCCCUACUAAAAGUUAUUUCUCCAGACCAAUUAGUCUCUUUAAUUAUUGAAUGACCCUCAUAAAGCUACAUGUAUAUAUCUGCGUGUGUGUGUGUGUGUGUGUGUGUGUGUGAUAUUUAAAGAUCACUAAUGCAACAGUAAUUUUAUUUCUUUGACGUUCAUCUCCAGUAAAGCUACACACAGUGAUGCAAGUAGCAUUAUAUAUUUUUGAUAAAUGUAAUCAAAACAUUAGCAAGUCUGGUAAAAGGCUACAAUGUCAAGAUCAAGUUCCAGUUUUAUGUCUGCUUAAUCUUUUUUGCCAGUGUAUGACAAACAACUAUUGAGGUGUAUUGUUCUGCAUGUCUUUUAAACAUACACUUAAACUUAAUGUUUAAUUUUCAGUUAUUUAUCUUUCUAUUGAAAGGAUACUGUUUCUGAAUGUAGGUCUGUCUGUCUGUUGACAGUGCACCUUGUCAGUUUUAAUAAUUCAAAAACAGUCUGACUGCGUAAGACAUUCUUAUCACAAUUUUUAGUGUACAUAUUAAGAGGAUAAUAAUCAGGACUACAUUAUGUGUAAAAAGUAAUUUGUACAUCUCAAAUAUUUACAAUUUUAAUGUAAGGAAUAAAUGAUAUUACAUAAUAAAAUACCUAAUCUUUAAUUUGGUGCUCAAUAUAGGCUCAGUAAUCAUUCUAAGCCUGCUUAACUGAAAUGAGUAAAAAAAUACAAAUUCCAAAAUUAAUUUAUGCCUGUUGUUACUGUAUAUGCAAAACCAUGCAUCCGUUUUUCCACUUAAUGUGUACAUGCAAAGAAUAUAAAUAUAUUGUUGAUGAGACUUA
Schistocerca serialis cubense is the source of this 8399-nucleotide messenger RNA. RefSeq names its product homeobox protein B-H1 (gene wgn). The coding region runs from base 168 to 1376 and encodes 402 amino acids. Gene Ontology annotation, molecular function: protein binding. The transcript is spliced from 4 exons. Lineage: Eukaryota; Metazoa; Arthropoda; Insecta; Orthoptera; Acrididae. The record is from RefSeq and is a predicted model, not a curated record.